Messenger RNA from Fomitopsis serialis, 927 nucleotides. RefSeq names its product dicarboxylic acid transporter. Gene Ontology annotation, cellular component: mitochondrial membrane. Lineage: Eukaryota; Fungi; Basidiomycota; Agaricomycetes; Polyporales; Fomitopsidaceae. The transcript has 12 exons. Gene Ontology annotation, biological process: succinate transmembrane transport; malate transmembrane transport; thiosulfate transport. Gene Ontology annotation, molecular function: thiosulfate transmembrane transporter activity; antiporter activity; sulfate transmembrane transporter activity. Bases 1 to 927 code for a protein of 308 amino acids. The record is from RefSeq and is a predicted model, not a curated record.
AUGUCGAAGACCCUGGAAUCAGCAGCGUCGCUGCCAGUGACCCCGCCGCCUGACGUCGCGCCGCCCAAGAAGAAGCAGCCGUACCCGUUCUGGCUCGGAGGUGCCGCUGCGACAAUCGCUGCAUCCAUAACACACCCGCUGGACUUGACGAAGGUGCGGUUGCAGGCGACGGAGGACAAGAGGAUGAUCGAGUCCAUACGCAAGACCGUGCGCACAGCUGGCGUGCGGGGGCUCUUCGACGGCAUUACGGGAACAUGGCUCCGCCAGAUGUCAUACUCGGUAUGCCGCUUCUGGGCGUACGACGAGGCAAAGAAGAUCGUAGGGGCAGGUCCGAAUGCACCGGCAUGGAAGUUAGCGCUUGCGGGCAGCAUGGCGGGUGGCAUCGCGGGGCUCGUCGGCAACCCCGGAGAGAUUAUUAUGGUCCGACUCCAAGGUGACCUGGCCAAGCCGCCAGAGAAGCAGCUAGGGUACAAGAAUGCCGUUGAUGGGCUCAUCCGCAUGGUACGCGAGGAGGGUUGGUCGUCUCUGGGACGUGGAGUUGGCCCGAACAUAUUCCGUGCCAUAUUGAUGAACGCGAGUCAACUGGCGUCGUACGAUUUCUUCAAGGCUGAGCUACUCAAGACUAGUUACUUCGAAGAUAACAUCAACGUCCAUGUGACAGCGAGCUUUGCUGCUGGCACGGUAGCAACCACGGUCUGCUCACCAGCUGAUGUCAUCAAGAGUCGGAUUAUGAGCGCCUCAGGCAAAGACGGUUCUUCGACCCUGCAAGUCAUCAAGACGUCGCUAAAGAACGAAGGCCCGAUGUUCAUGUUCAGAGGCUGGCUUCCUGCAUGGACCCGUCUGCAGCCGACGACAAUCCUGAUUUUCGUCACGCUCGAGCAGCUGAAGAACCUUGUGGAUUAUACCCGGUCGCUUCGUGGGCAGUAG